Molecule: messenger RNA, 4766 nt
Organism: Danio aesculapii
Lineage: Eukaryota; Metazoa; Chordata; Actinopteri; Cypriniformes; Danionidae
Gene: c2cd5
Product: C2 calcium dependent domain containing 5
Exons: 30
Coding region: 282-3929 (1215 amino acids)
Biological process (GO): protein localization to plasma membrane; positive regulation of protein targeting to membrane; intracellular protein transmembrane transport
Cellular component (GO): plasma membrane
Molecular function (GO): calcium-dependent phospholipid binding; calcium ion binding
Source: RefSeq, a predicted model, not a curated record
ACCUGCGCGAGCGAUGCGCCUGAUUCUGAGACGUGUGUGAUAGACGAUUUUAUUUCGCAAAUUAGCCGCAUAAACGUCAACAUUUCGACAUGAACGCGAUCAAAAUGCCUGACAGAAUCGACGCCGCGCCUUCCUGAGAUUGAACCAUGACAGAAAAAGCGUUUUAACCGGAGCGAGGGUCGAUGGCGAGACUUUAAUGUCAGAUUGAACCGCUAAGGUGAAACUGACUUGACGCAGUGUGCAAACAGUGUUUAUGUGUGUCUAUCAAGACUAGAUGAAUAAUGCCUGGGAAGCUAAAGGCGAAGAUUGUUGCGGGGCGGCACCUGCCCGUCAUGGACCGUGCCAGCGAUCUCACAGAUGCCUUCGUGGAGGUGAAGUUUGGAAACACAACAUAUAAAACAGAUGUGUACCCCAAGUCUCUGAAUCCUCAGUGGAAUUCUGAGUGGUUCAAAUUUGAGGUGGACGAUGAGGAUUUGCAGGAUGAGCCGUUGCAGAUCACCGUUCUUGACCAUGACACAUACAGCGCUAAUGAUGCCAUAGGAAAGGUGUACAUUGACAUCGAUCCAUUACUCUGCAGUGAAGCUGCUACUGUCAUCUCUGGCUGGCUGCCUAUCUAUGACACUAUACAUGGGAUAAGAGGGGAAAUCAAUGUGCUAGUGAAGGUGGAUCUCUUCAAUGACUUGAACCGCUUCAGACAGUCGUCAUGUGGAGUUAAAUUCUUCUGUACAACCUCCAUUCCCAGAUGUUAUCGGGCCAUUAUGGUUCAUGGCUUUGUGGAAGAGCUUGUGGUAAAUGAGGAUCCAGAGUACCAGUGGAUCGACCGUAUCAGAACCCCUCGGGCAUCCAACGAGGCCCGACAGAGGCUCAUCUUCCUCAUGUCAGGUGAAUUGCAGAGGAAGAUUGGUCUGAAAGUGCUGGAGAUGGGAGGGAAUGCUGUGGUGGGGUAUCUGCAAUGUUUCGAUCUGGAAGGCGAAUCAGGUCUUGUGGUUCGAGCCAUCGGGACGGCGUGCACUCUUGAGAAAAUCAGCACUCUCCCUUCCACAGCCACACACCAGAGCAACUCCUCUCCAUCUAAAGACAUGAAAGACUCUCUGCAGGCUGCUCCUUCCACUCUCGGAUGUCGUUCCACACACAGCAGUCCAGUUCACAGUGCGAGCAGCCGUCUCUCUCAGGGCUUCUCCGUUUCUGUGCCCACUCUGCUGUUCGCCGGUAUGAAACCCAGACACAGGAGCUCAGAAGCCCCCAGAGCCAGGCAGUGUAGGCCAGUUUUUGGGGAGGAGGUCCCAGGCAUCCCGUUAUCCUCAGGACCCCCCACCCCUCUGAGAGCACAAACCUUCUCCUCCUUCUCCCCCUCCAAGUCCUACAGUCGCCAGUCCUCCUCCUCUGACACCGAGCUCAGCUUAACCCCCAAAACCGUGAGGAUAUUUCUGUGUCCCAGUACUCCCGCCCUUGAGUCCAUAUCAUCUUCCCUCCCCUCUACCCAUCUGCCCUGUCACUUACGGUCAGGGAUGGCCUCCAGGAGUACAACUCCUCCCCCUCUCCAUGUCAGCCAAUCAGACACAGCCAUGCUGAGAAAGAGCGUGUCUUUCAGUGAGGAACUGCUGCUGGCGGCCACUGGAAUGGGAAGUGGUGGAAGUGCAGGGAAGGAGGCGGGACCUCUUAAAACUCUUUUGAGGCAGCAGACCCAAUCAGCACUGGAACAGAGAGAGUACCCUUUCUUCACAUUGACUUCCUUCCCUUCUGGUUUUCUCCUUCACGUUGGAGGUGUAGUCAGUGCACGCUCAGUAAAGCUUCUGGAUCGAAUCCACAACCCAGCUUUGGGUAACACCAGGUCAUACAAACUGCUAGACUGGAAUAGUUUCACUGCAGACGAGCCAGAGACACGAGAUGCAUGGUGGGAGGAGAUCCGUCAAGAAAUAAAGUCUCAUGCCAAAGCUCUCGGCUGCCAUGCUGUGGUGGGAUACAGCGAGUCCACCAGCAUCUGCGAGGAGGUGUGUAUUCUGUCAGCGUCUGGCACAGCUGCAAUCCUCAGCUCCCGCUUUAUGCAGGACGGCCCGCUGGACACUGAACACAGGUUGUCUCGCCAACCGCUUGUCUUUUCUACAGGGUCUGAGAGGGUCGAGGGGGAUAUGGGUAGUUCUGCUUCUUUAGGAUUUGAGGAGGUGGUGCCGCCAGGAUGUGGGUUUUGUCACAUACCAUACGAUGAGUUGAAUAUACCGUUUCCAGCUCAGCUCACCUACUGCUACUGUUGUCGCCGCUGUAAAGUUCCCGAUGUGCUCUUCACCACCAUCGACUUGCCUGCUGACGCCAACAUCACUGGGAAAGGCUGCCUGAUUCAGGCCAGGCUCUGUCGGACUAAAAAAAAGGCCCAGGGAGAAGGAAACGCUACAGCUAUUAGCAAUCUCCUGCCAUUUCUGGAGUACGAGCUCCACACACAGCUAAUGAACAAAUUAAAGCUACGGGGCAUGAAUGCUUUGUUUGGUUUGCGUAUCCAGAUCAGUGUUGGAGAGACCAUGCUGCUGGGACUGGCGUCUGCAACAGGAGUCUAUCUGACAGCGUUACCUGGUCCGGGAGGAAUCCAGAUUGCAGGAAAAACUCCCAGCGACAUCACAUAUGAACAGCACAUCUCCAAUAUGCAGAAGAAAAUCAAUGACACCAUCGCUAAAAACAAAGAUCUGUAUGAAAUCAACCCACCUGAGGUUGUAGAAGAGAUCAUUGGUUCACCAAUCCCUGAGCCUCGUCAAAGGUCUCGUCUUUUUCGUUCUCAAUCUGAGAGCUCGGAUGAAGUGUCAGAGCUAGACUUAUCACAUGGGAAGAAGGAUGCCUUUGUGUUGGAGAUUGAUGACACUGACGCUGUCGAAGACAUACAUGCACUUCUGACUGACUCCCCCACUCCACAAGGUUUCUACAGCUGCAACACUGAAAUCAUGCCUGGGAUUCAGAACUGGACUUCAGCUAUACAGAUGUUUACCUCUGUGAGGGUGUUUCGCCUUAACAACGCCAACCUGACCAAUCAGGGACUGAAUAAAAUUUUCAGUGACCUCUGUGAGAACCUGCUCAAGAGUUUGUACUUUAAAUUGCGGUCGAUGGUUCCCUGCUGUCUUUGUCAUCUGAACUUCACCGUGGCCAUACCUGAAGAUGAGCUCAUACAGGUUGCAGUGACGGCUGUGGCAAUGAGCUUUGACAAAGAGCAGAUUCUGGAGAAUGGCAAACAAAGUGGGGAGAAGACACUGAGAAAGGCAGUCACAGAAAAUGAUGACCAGCUUCAAUUCAAUCUGGAGCUUAAUCCUGAAAGCUCUCAUGCCAACCCUCUCAGCUCACCCAAAGGUCUCUCGGAGGUUGGCAGUCACCCGUCAGCCAGAGCCCCCUCAGUUGAUUACAGUUCCUUUGCAGACAGAUGCAGCUCCUGGAUAGAGCAGCUUAGACUGAAAGCUCACACCAUAAGACGCGGAUCUGUUAAAACAACAUCAUCUCUGGAAAAGGCCAGUCCGCUGCCUGAAGGACGCUCUCGCUCCCUGCGCUCCAAUCGCUCGUACUCAGGCAGUUCCGUGGCCGUGGUCAAAAUGACACCACUCUCGUUUAUUCCCGGAGCCAAGAUCAUCAAAUACCUGGGCAUCAUCAACAUGUUCUUCAUUAGAGAGACCACGUCACUCAGAGAGGAGGGAGGUGUGAGCGGUUUUCUACAUUCGUUUAUAGCUGAAGUGUUUGCGAUGGUCCGCGCUCACGUCGCUGCUCUUGGAGGAAAUGCUGUGGUUUCCUACAGCAUGAAGGAGUGUGUAUUUAUGGAGAAUCCCAACAAGAACCAGGCGCAGUGUCUAAUCAACGUCAGCGGAGAUGCCGUCAUCUUCGUCAGAGAGUCUGAACUUGAGGCCGCUUCGGUACAACCACAGUCAACCACACACACCUCCAACGGUGGGGAAGGAACGUGAAAAAACACACACACACACACACACACACACACACACACACACGAAAUCUCAAGUUAAUGAGUCUUAACAUAAACCAUGCCAUCUUCAGCCAUUUAAAGUGGCGUCAUGCCUAAAACUACCAAUCAAAUCUCCAAAAACGAGCAAAAUUCUAGACUCCUGAUUGGUUAGUUUGCCAAAGUGUCAUUUUUCAGUCACUUGUGCUGUUUUAUUUCAAAAUAAUGUUUUAAAUCCCUCCGCCAUCUGCCAUGUUUCAUAUGUUGUUCACAUUCCAUGUUGUCCAAAUGUGCCGGAGGCAGCUACACAAUUAAAAUAAGGUCUGAAAACUUCAUAAAGAGUGCAUAAACGUUCAGGCGACUCUCUAAAAGGCCAUGUUUUAUAUUUAAAUACAGGAAUAAACUACUGAUGCACUCGUAUUGACAUCCAGUUCAGGAUUUUUUUAAUUAAUUAAACGCUUCCUGUCAUGUCCUACUGAUCUCUUUUAAAUCAUGUUGAAUGCUGGAAACAUUUGUUUGCUUUCAUGUGCCACAAUGUAUGCUUUAUUAUUUCUUCCUUUUAAUCCAAAUGUUUGGAUCGGGCUUUUGUGAGGCCGGUCUGGUUGUCGUGCAUGUGCAAUGGCAGUUAAUGAUUGAGAUAUAAGGUGUUUUUAAUGGUGGAGAUGGGCUCAUCGUGGACUGACACUUGAAUGUACAGAUUUGACAGGUCUGGAUACGAGGUGAGCUGCUCUGCUCCUGUGUUGACUGACUUUUAUUGCUAUCAUUUUGUACAUGUUUAUGCCUGAGGACAAAUCAGAAUUGCACAUUAUUAAGAUAUAACUGAAUAAAAUUAUUAUGGCUCGGG